Molecule: messenger RNA, 1352 nt
Organism: Alosa alosa (allis shad)
Lineage: Eukaryota; Metazoa; Chordata; Actinopteri; Clupeiformes; Clupeidae
Gene: nkx2.5
Product: NK2 homeobox 5
Exons: 2
Coding region: 140-1087 (315 amino acids)
Biological process (GO): regulation of transcription by RNA polymerase II; cell differentiation
Cellular component (GO): nucleus
Molecular function (GO): DNA-binding transcription factor activity, RNA polymerase II-specific; RNA polymerase II cis-regulatory region sequence-specific DNA binding
Source: RefSeq, a predicted model, not a curated record
UUACAAUCAAGAGUUGACCGGGAAGAUGCCCACUGCUCUCAAGACCCUCUCGACAAAACAAAAGAGGGCUUCUUUCCCAAGUGGUGCUUUUUAAAUUUUUUAUAUAUUGCUGGCUCUGGUAUUGCAGUUGAAGUGUUGCAUGGCUAUGUUUUCAAACCAAAUGACUUCAACUCCCUUCUCGGUGAAAGACAUACUGAACUUGGAACAGAACGAGGAUAUGGUGUCCCUCGAUAUGUCGCCCAGGCUGGACACAGCCCUCCCGACCUCAUCCUGCAUGCUGGCUAAAUUCAAACAGGAGCCUUUCCUAGAGAUGCCAGCCGGAGUUUCUCUCUUUAGCGAAGACGACAAUGACGCUAAAGCCAUCAAGAACACCUCGCUGAACUUCGCCGCUGCCUUUUAUGGGAAGAACUUCUUAGAAAUGGAUAUUGUCAAAGAGGGGAAGACGGACGAGGGAUUUGAUGAAAAAGAGCGAAAAGAUUUAUACCCUUCACAAGAUGAACCAGGGGAAGAAGUUAAACCCGAGGACUCAGACCGCCCCAAACAGAGAAAAAGGCGAAAACCGCGGGUCCUGUUCUCCCAAGCGCAAGUGUACGAGCUGGAACGGCGCUUCAAGCAGCAGAAAUACCUCUCUGCACCCGAGCGAGAUCACCUGGCUAACGUGCUGAAGCUCACCUCAACCCAGGUGAAGAUCUGGUUUCAGAACCGCCGCUAUAAAUGCAAAAGACAACGCCAGGACCAAACGCUGGAGAUGGUAGGAAUUCCUCCACCUAGGCGCAUCUCUGUACCCGUCCUGGUCCGGGAUGGGAAGCCAUGUCUGGGAGACGCAUCAACUUAUAGCACUUCAUAUAACGUGGGCAUUAACCAUUUCACCUACAACACUUAUCCAACUUUUAGUAACUACCCGAGCUCCGGCUGCAACACAAACUAUACAUGCAACUACCCCGCUGCAAGUGCCAUGCCUUCACUCCAGCCCUCAUCCACCAACAGUAACUACAUGAACUUCGGAGUAGGGGAUCUCAACAACGUCCAGAACACAUUUCAGUCCAACAGUGGCGUAUCAUCUCUACAUGGUAUCCGGGCGUGGUGAGACAGACCCGGGGUCGAGUCGCCGGAGAUGCAAGGCCAUUUUCGGCCACGAAAUGACAUUUUACGCAUGCCUUUUUUUGUGACAGCAGUCUAUUCUUCAUAUAUAUCCAUUUAAGUCAGAAAAAAUAUUCAGUAUUAUCUCAAGUGUGUGUUGGAUGAUUUUUUUGUUUAUGAAAGAUAGUGAUAUUGUCCAUUUCCGCUUUCUGUAAUUGGUUGGAGAUGGCUUUGAGGGGGUCUUAUUAAAAUCACAAAUAUAGGAUUAUCGA